AUGGCUGAUACUUUGAGGAGACUGACUAAUACCUCUUCAUUCAACGUUUUACAGGACAAGCUUGAAACCUGGCACAGUGACUACCACGUGCUUUCCUGUGAACAGAAUUUGAACAGAUGCUGUGAGCUGGUUGAGCUGACAGCUAAAAUACAAGGUCAACUAUUUUCUAUUCUCAAUCUGACAGCUGCAGAAGGCGGACAAUAUGGAGGAGUGGAUACUCUCAAAUCACGCCUUCUUCCAUGGCUUGGAAGCUGUUUCUCUAUGGCGCGACCAUCUCUUUCUGAUGACACCAGCUUUCAGCUCCUGCAGGACUCAAGAGAGAAAGACAGACAACUCAAGGAGCUGUCUCUAUCUCACGACAGUACCAUGCAAAAGAUAGAAGAUCAGCUGUGCUCUACACGGAUACAAUUGGACUCAGCUAGAGCAGAAUUAGUUGAAGCUCAUAAUGAACUGGAUGACACAAAAAACCAAUCAGCGACUACUCUGCUCGCAACAGAAGAUGAGAUCAUACAGCUCAGAGCAGAUUUGCGUGUGGCUCGUGAUGAACUUGAAAUCUACAAGAGAAAGCUCAGCACCAUUGAUGACUAUGAGCGACAAAUACGUUUACUGAGAGAUGAAGUGUCAUACCUCACCACAGAAAAGACCAUGCAAGAAAAGCUGGUCCACAGUCGCUCCCCCAGCCCUCUGCCCAGGCUGAGCCGCACGUCCAGUCCCAUUCGGAGCGAGUCGCCGACCAGGGCGCAGCUCACACACUCGUCCCGACACGCUCGCCUCGUGUCCCGGUUCAGCGACCUGUACGCCGUGGAGAGACUGGAGGCCCAGGCCACACUGCGGCGCUACGUGGACGAUAUAGAAAUGGUCUAUAAAAUCAUCUUCAUUGCUGCCGUGGAAGCCUUUAGAGUCGCGAGGCUAGCAUAUCGUCAGUUCAAACUGCGGAUAAGAAAGUCUCUGGCUUCUACCCACUUUGGUCCUGAGAGUUUGGAGGAUGCAGCUGUCGACUACAUCGUUCGUAAUCUGGAUCUUUAUGACGUACAAGCCAGCGUGAAUGAUGUGAUCGAUUCAAUGAAUGUGAAUCCUCGCAUCUCAUUUCCUCCAGAGACAGACUUUGUUCUUAUCAGUCCUUUGAUCAGAGAGAUCUGCAGAAUGGCCUUCGCCAUGCAGACUCUGGACCCGCCUCUGGACUUGGCCUUUGCCACUGAAGGGGAGCUGUACAACGAACUCAGGUAUCGUCGCAGCUAUGACUCGGAGUUCUCUGCUCCUCUGGUCUUGUACCAUGUGUGGCCAGCGCUAAUGGAAGGAAACAUUACAUUAGUGAAGGGUGAAGCAGUUACUCGCAGAGGUGCUAUGUGGACUAGAAGCCGCAGCAGGAGCAGGAGUGCCAGCCCAUUGCGCUCCAGGUCUCUCAGUCCGUCUCGCAGCCUCGCAUUUAACAGUCGAAGGAGUGUGUCUCCUGAACGCCUCAGUGCAAGCUACUUAUGA
Messenger RNA from Knipowitschia caucasica, 1479 nucleotides. The record is from the annotation of a GenBank genome assembly. NCBI's taxonomy places the organism in Eukaryota, Metazoa, Chordata, Actinopteri, Gobiiformes, Gobiidae.